Yamadazyma tenuis ATCC 10573 is the source of this 2766-nucleotide messenger RNA. NCBI's taxonomy places the organism in Eukaryota, Fungi, Ascomycota, Pichiomycetes, Serinales, Debaryomycetaceae. The record is from RefSeq and is a predicted model, not a curated record.
AAAAAUCAACCAUGGGAAAGAAGAAACAAGAGAUGUCUCAAGUAUACAACUCCAACAACGAGUUCAUCUUUGGUGAAAAAGGCGGCAAAGGAAAGAACCUCUCCACUUUCCUCAAAAACCUCUCCUUAACCACUUCUCCCAGUCAACCCCAGUCAGAAUUCAACGAAGCAAAUUCCAACAUAUACGGAUCCUUGUCAUACUCAAAUCCUAAUACCAAUGAAAUCAGCCGGUCUAAUCCCUCAUUGGCCAGAAGGGCUUCGCCCAAACGGUCGCUCUCAGGGCCCACCAACAUGUCGUUUGCCCAUUCGCUCACUCCCACCGCUUCUGAAGCUUUGCGAACCAACUCGCCCACUCGCACCAAACGUGUUGUUAGUGCCAAGUACGCUGAUCUCGACGACGACUGGGACGCAAACUUCGACGACGCUCGUGUAGACACCGACAUGCCCAGUGUUCGCAGAGAAGGCUUUGGCAACACUUUUCUAGAUCCCAGUCCCAUGUUGGACUCACUUUAUCCUGAUCUCACAAUUCCUGCGGGCACAAAAGAACCGGUGAAAGACUCAAUUGACCUCGAGGACAUGAAAAUCAAGUUGGAAAUCAACAAGUUGAACCAGCUCAACACCAAGUUCCUCAAGUUCAAGGCCCUUUUAACCCAAUCAUCCAAUAUAAACCUCCAGGAGCUUCGUAAACUCUCCUGGAAUGGAAUUCCUUCCAACUUACGGGCCAUAAGUUGGCAGAUUUUAUUGGGUUACUUGCCGACAAACAAAUCAAGACAAUCUGCUACCCUCAAAAUCAAGCGUCAGGAAUACUUGGAUGGCAUCAACUCAUCGUCGCUAAACUUGAACCGAGACAAGCAGAUCUACCACCAAAUUAAAAUCGACGUCAAGAGAACAAACCCCACUGUCAAGCUAUACGGUCACCCAGAAGUGCAGAAAUCCUUGAGAAAAAUCCUCUACUUCUGGGCCAUCCGUCAUCCAGCCUCCGGUUACGUCCAAGGUAUAAACGACUUGGUGACACCGUUCUUCCAGAUCUUCCUCACCAACUACAUUUGGCAAUUACAGCCUCUCUUGAACGACCCCCAGCUUUUCAACUAUAAUCUUCAUAAUCUCGACCCCACGCAAAUCAGUUCUCGAGUCUUAUCCAUCAUCGAGGCUGAUACCUACUGGUGUUUAUCUCGACUUUUGGAAACCAUCACCGACAAUUACAUCCACCAACAACCCGGUAUUCUCAAGCAAGUAUCGGAUUUGAAAAACCUUAUCAGCAAAAUCGAUAUCGACCUCAUCCAUCACUUUGAGCAGGAGAAUAUCGAGUUCCUCCAAUUUGCAUUUCGGUGGAUGAAUUGUCUUUUGAUGCGAGAGCUCUCGAUCGACUUGAUCAUUCGGAUGUGGGAUACUUAUCUAAGUGAAUCGCCGUUGGGAUUCAGUAACUUCCAUAUCUACGUGUGUGCGGCGUUCCUCAUCAAGUUCAGCAGCGAUUUAAAACAGAAGGAUUUCCAGGAAAUCAUUCUCUUUUUACAAAACCCACCUACCUCACACUGGACAGACAAGGAUAUAGAGUUGAUGUUGAGUGAAGCUUUUAUAUGGCUGAGCUUAUACAAAAACGCAUCUGCUCAUUUAAGAUGAUGAGAUACCAAAACGGAGUUUCUCCAGAGUCUCAUCUCGCGGCAAUUGACUUCUGUUAAUUAAAUACAGGGCCCUUUUAUAGAUCCUAAUUUAUCCACUCGUAACACACUUAUUAGCUCAACCUAAUUCCUCCCAGCCAUGUCUGAUGUUCCAGUUCAACCCCAACCUAAAAAACCGGCUGGUAGAACCAUCUUGGCCUCUACCAUCGCCAAAAUCUAUACCAGUGAAAUAGCUGACAAGGUCAAAUCCUUGGGAUAUGCCCCCAAAAUCGUGGGGCUUUUGGCCAAUGGCGACCCGGCCGCAUUGAUGUAUGCCAACUGGACUAGCAAAACCUGUAAUGAGUUGGGCUUCGACUACGAGUUGGUUCACUGUGAUAAACAACAAUUGGAAAACAAGUUGAUCAAGGCCAACCAAGAUAACUCCAUCAAUGGGAUCAUGGUAUAUUUCCCGGUGUUUGGAGACAACCAGGAUCAGUACCUUCAGCAACUCAUCAGUCCAGAGAAGGACGUGGAAGGGUUGAACUACUUGUACUAUAAGAAUUUGUAUCAUAAUAUCCGGUUCUUGGACCCUCCCACCAACCGCAAAAAAUCCAUUUUACCGUGUACUCCGUUAGCAAUCGUCAAGAUUUUGGAAUACUUGGGUAUCUACAACAAGAUCUUACCGUACGGUAACCGGUUAUACGGCAAGAAAAUCAUGGUGGUUAAUCGGUCUGAAAUUGUCGGUAGGCCAUUGGCAGCGCUUUUGGCCAACGACGGGGCCACUGUCUACUCGGUGGAUAUCAAUAAUAUCCAACAGUUUACUCGUGGUGACGAUCUACUGGAACAAAAGCAUAAGGUCAUUGACUUGGACAGUGCCACCGCCAGUAUCGACAAUUUGGCCCCCACCUGUGAUGUGAUUAUCACGGGAGUACCUUCUGACCACUAUAAAUUUGACAGCCAGUUGGUGACCAACGGCACCACGAUUGUUAACUUCUCCAGUGCCCGAAACUUCAACGAUGAUAUCAAGCUCAAGGCCGCUCUCUACGUGCCAUCCAUUGGUAAGGUCACCAUUGCCAUGCUUCUUCGAAACCUAUUACGCUUAAUCGAAAACAACCAAAUAUGAGGUGAAAAUAUACAAUCAUUUGUAACGGUUGGCGCGCGCCCGCCAG